GUUUCCGAUGCAUCGAUGUUUUUUUUGCAUCCCUAGAUCGAGGGUCUGUUUCGCUUAUUUUUUAGCUUUACUGCUUCUGUAUUCAUUUUCUAGAAUCAGAUUAUUUCGCAGUGCGUGAAAGAUGAAGAUUUCACGGUUCAAGAAGUUGCACAAAACGGUGACAUUUUUUGCAACCAAUUUUCAAUACCGAGAACCGUACCAGGUCCUAGUUGAUGCUACAUUUUGCCAAGCGGCAUUGCAAAAUAAGGUCAUAAUCGAGGAGCAGCUUAAAAAAUACUUUCAUGCAACUAUAAAACUGGUUACUACGCAGUGUAUAAUACUUGAAGCCGAAUCUCUCGGAGCUAAUCUCGCUGGUGCUACUAUGAUUGUCAAAAAAUUUUGUGUCCACAAAUGCGGCCAUGAAGGUGUGCCAGUGUCAGCGUCGCAAUGCAUUAAAUCUAUGGCGCAUGCAGGACGUUAUAUUGUUGCUUCUCAAGACCGCACAUUACAAACAAGCCUAAGAAAAGUACCUGGCAGGUGCUUGUUGUAUUUGCAUAAAUCAACGCCAGUUUUAGAAGAGCCUUCAGAAGCUUCUAAAAAGUAUGUUUUAAAAAAAUCUCAAAACCUAUUAACAAAUGAUAUAGAAAAACGAAUUGAACACUUAAAGCAAGAAGAAGGUAUACAGGAGGAACAUCUUGAUAAGAUACAAAGAAAGCGGAAGGGGACAAAAAAUCCAAACCCUCUUUCUUGUAAAAGGAGUAAAAAGCCUAAAGACCAUACACAAAAUUUACAUGUUUCAAAACGGCAUCUUGCCCUUAACGAAUCUAGUAAAACCCCAACUAAGAGCAAAAGAAAACGUAUCCAAAUACCAGCACACGUUAAAGCCGCCCUAAAAAGCCCACAAUAAGGAUUAUAUAAUCCGUUUAAUGAAUUCAAUGCACUGUACAACGGCACUUGUAUAUAUGUUUCAGGGAUGAAUCGGAGGUUAUUCCUCGAGCGUUGGCCAUAAUAAAUGCACCAUCACGUUUUUCACAGA
Messenger RNA from Rhagoletis pomonella (apple maggot), 1015 nucleotides. RefSeq names its product rRNA-processing protein UTP23 homolog. NCBI's taxonomy places the organism in Eukaryota, Metazoa, Arthropoda, Insecta, Diptera, Tephritidae. The record is from RefSeq and is a predicted model, not a curated record. Gene Ontology annotation, cellular component: nucleolus; small-subunit processome. Gene Ontology annotation, molecular function: small ribosomal subunit rRNA binding. Bases 122 to 886 code for a protein of 254 amino acids. The transcript is spliced from 4 exons.